Messenger RNA from Striga asiatica, 567 nucleotides. The record is from the annotation of a GenBank genome assembly. NCBI's taxonomy places the organism in Eukaryota, Viridiplantae, Streptophyta, Magnoliopsida, Lamiales, Orobanchaceae.
AUGGCAGCGGCCCGGUCGAGCGCCAUCACCUUCUCCGUCAUCUCCGCCACAUUUUCCGGCGAAGGAUUUCCCAUCGAGACAACGGUUCGGAUCCGAUUCCCGAGCUGCUCGAAUAAUCGGGCCGCGUUCCUCUGCUCCUCCGCCAGCUGGGACGGCUGGAUUUUGUUCACGAUUGAAAGCAUCCCGGCUGCUGCCACGUACAUGGCGGCGGCCGCCGCCGCUCCACCGCCGCCGGUGGCGGCUCCGGCGGUGAUGAGGGCGGCGGAGAGUGUGAGGGAGUUGAUGGAGGUGAGCAUGAGGGUGUUCCAGUUGUUACGCUGGUCCUCCACGUUCCUGUGCAUCUCGACUCGAUCUGCUAUGGCCUCGAUUAUAGCUUUGGCCACGAUUGUCGGGUCGGGUUUUUUGCCGGUCUCGAUUUUCGUGGUGACUGUUUUGUUGGUGGUGGUGGUGGUGAAAGGACUGGUUGGCCGCCUUUCGGUGGUCAGAUGUUCGGAAAGGGGAUGUUGGUUUUCUGCUCUGAAUUUGUGGAGUAAGAGGAACGAAUCGGGGAUAGAAGUCUUGAGAGGG